CCCUGGAGCGCGAGCACGCGUCUGGCGCGCUCGUUCUCCCUCGCGCUCUCACACACGCGCACAGUCACACAUCACACGCGCGUAGACAUGCCCAUACCCUGACUGACUGCUGCUCCCCUACACCCGCCUCGCGCUACUGCCCUCCUGCUUGCGCGCGCACAUGCACACAUAACCGCUCUGGGUCCGCUUCUUUUCACAGGGGCUGCUGUCGCUUUUGCUUUUGCUUCUGCAGUCGUCUUUAAGCCUCCCCCUCUCUCAAGUUUCCCCGUUCUUGAGCUUCCCCCACUCUCCAGAGCCUCGCUAGAGAGGAUUCCCUCCUCAACCUCACCUAAUUUUUUUAAAAUGUUUUAGCUGCUCCUUUGAGCGCCUCCUGGUGCUCCCAAGGAAGAGGAAAGGAAGCAGCUAUGAAGAGGAAAUUGAUGUUCUACAUGAUGCAGUUGGUUCUUCUCAUUUUCUUGGUGUGCUUGUCUGCAAGAUCAGCGUUGGCUGACCCCAAUGAAGAUGAAGCAAAAAAUAACAUCACCAUCUUUACAAGAAUUCUAGACAGACUACUGGAUGGUUAUGAUAAUCGUCUGAGACCUGGAUUAGGAGAUAGUACAACUGAAGUCUUCACAAACAUAUAUGUGACCAGUUUUGGACCAGUUUCAGAUACAGACAUGGAAUACACAAUAGAUGUUUUCUUCCGCCAAAGAUGGAAAGAUGAGAGAUUAAAAUUUAAGGGUCCAAUGAAUAUUCUUCGAUUGAACAAUUUAAUGGCCAGCAAAAUCUGGACUCCAGAUACAUUCUUUCACAAUGGAAAGAAGUCAGUAGCUCAUAACAUGACAAUGCCAAACAAGCUACUACGAAUUCAAGAUGAUGGGACUCUCUUAUAUACCAUGAGGCUUACAGUCCAAGCUGAAUGUCCAAUGCACCUAGAAGACUUCCCUAUGGAUGCUCAUUCGUGCCCAUUGAAAUUUGGCAGCUAUGCAUAUACAACUUCAGAAGUGACCUACAAAUGGACUUUCAAUGCAUCGAAUUCAGUAGAAGUGGCCCCAGAUGGUUCAAGGUUGAAUCAGUAUGAUCUCAUAGGUCAAACCAUUGGAGAAGAAACAGCUAAAUCAAGUACAGGUGAAUACAAAGUAAUGACAGCUCAUUUUCAUUUGAAGAGGAAGAUUGGUUAUUUUGUGAUUCAGACCUACCUACCCUGCAUCAUGACAGUCAUCCUGUCCCAGGUGUCAUUCUGGCUGAACAGAGAAUCUGUGCCUGCAAGGACAGUCUUUGGAGUAACAACUGUACUAACAAUGACAACUUUAAGCAUCAGUGCUCGAAAUUCCCUGCCCAAAGUAGCCUAUGCCACAGCUAUGGACUGGUUUAUUGCUGUUUGUUAUGCAUUUGUAUUCUCUGCCUUGAUUGAAUUUGCCACUGUAAAUUACUUCACAAAAAGAGGAUGGGCAUGGGAUGGGAAAAGCGUAGUCAAUGAUAAGAAAAAAGAAAAGGCAUCAGUCAUUAAGAAAAACAAUGCCUACGCAGUGGCAGUUGCCAAUUAUGCACCAAAUAUCACCAAGGACUCUGUUCUCCCAACAAUCUCCAAGAGUGCUACCACUUCAGAAUCCAACAAAGCCAAGCCAGAAGCCAAGCCACAGGAAGCAAAGAAAACCUUCAACAGCGUUAGUAAAAUUGACAGGAUGUCAAGAAUAGUUUUUCCAGUCUUAUUUGGUACUUUCAACUUAGUGUACUGGGCAACAUAUCUAAACAGGGAACCUGUCUUACAUGGGUUUGCUCCAUCACACUAAAACCUUAAUUUUAUGCUGACGCUAUAUAACAUCAUUAUAAUCAGAUUGUUUUCCUAUGUACAGUAUGACUAAUAACUGCUAAUCUGUGAACCAAUAUGUACAGAAUGUAUAUAGGCAUCAUGUCCAUUUAUCUCCAAAGGAGGUACACAGAGUUUAUUCUUGGGUUCUGUAAACAGAUGGCACCCAUAGCAAAUAUAGUCUGUUCUAUCCAUGUGAGUUCUCCUAAACUGGGUUUCAAAUAUGCUGAAUUAUGUCCAUACAACUGCAUAUGGUCCUGCAUAACUAUUUAGUAACACUAUUUUUUUAAUUUAAAGUUUAAGAUAUUUUUCUAUAAAAUGACUAAUUCUACUUUAAUGCAAAGAAACUAUCAUUUAAAAGAGAAGGAUUUUUUAAAAGAAGUAAUCUUAAUAAUUUCUUAUGGUAGCAGUGCCCAUGUAAAUAUUACAGAUGUGUGGAGAGCUCAAGUAUUCUCUUAAUUGCAACCAUUAUGAAUGCAAGUUAUGUAUAAAAGCUACUGGAAUGUCAGGGUUAAUCAUUUCUUACUUUUUAGUCAAGCUUUGAAGCUGCUGAUUAACAGCUAGUUCUGUGAUACGAUUGGUGUUCUACUACUGGAGCAAAAGGAUUAGGCUUGGAGGUCGCAAGGAAAGAAAUGGUUCCACUCUAGCCCAAAUAGCUGGAACAACAUCCAUCGCUAUAGCUGAAGUGUUUCUCUUUAUGUCGAGAGCACAAGUGUUGUACAAAAGCACUUGUGCAAUGCUGUGGGGGAGGGGGGAUGUUGGGAGCAAGGCAGUUGGUGCUGAACCAGCCACUCCAUGCCACACUGCAGUAGAAAUACCUGUAGAUGAUAUACAUUAGAAAACAGCUGUGGUACGCCAACAUAAAGAAAAUAAUUUUUCUCCUCUUGGUCAAAAAUACUGGUCAAUAUUAGCUGUUAAAAAGUCUCUAGUGUGCUUGGGUGUCAUUGGGCCCUUUUUCAAGGAUAAUUUAAAAAUGGAAAAAACAUAUAAUUAGUUUGUUGUACAAACAUGCAAAGAGGAGCAGUGUUAAUAAUAAAGAGUUCAUACAUUCUUUAUUUUGCUAAUCACAGAUGUUCUCUGUGGAGAGCUUCACAUGAACCUCCUUACAUGAAAUUGUAUGGGCUGUUUUGGCUCUGAAAAAGUUCAGGUAGAUGUAAAAAGUCAGAGAUCUUUGUCUGGCAAGUGAGGCAGAACAAUCAAGGCAGGAUGUUUCUUUUUUGCUGCAGGUGCACAAAAGAGCAGAAAUUACUUCCAAAUUAACAUUCAGGAUCACGGGUGUAAAUAGUGAACAGUAAAGUGAGAUCAGAUAUUGUUGAUGUUUUGAAAUUUGUUGAUAUGCAGGGGGACAGCUCAUCUCAAUUAUAAAUUCUGAAUCUUUCAAAUAAGCAGUCAUAGGGCUGGUUCACACAUUACUGCAUUUGGUUGCUGUGCAUUCAUCUGACUUGUUGAUGAAUGUACAAACUGAUUUUACUGAAUAACUUACAGAGCAAUCCUAACAAUAUAAAGCCUGCAUAAAUUACACUGGCUUAAGUUAGCCCUAUUCCAAACUCCAUUCAGGAGGAAUUUGACUUAUACAAACCUUUUUGCCAGUAAGGUUCCAACAGGUUGCUAAGCUAUGUGACCAAGCUAAAAGGUGUUUGGAAUAAGUGUAAGUCUCUCCUUGCCUGUCCCACCCCGGAACACCAAUUUUGGUGCAAACUCUCUCAUCCCAACAGAUCUUGAGUUUGGAUUGCACUGUUAGAUCCAAAGGUGCCCUCCACAUGCAGAAGCUGUCUUCUGCUCAUUGAAGGACUGUUUUACACCUUUCACUAGAAUGUUACAUUAAAACAGUGAUACUGAAUCCAAAGAUAUUCUUCCAUUUGUGCAAGCUCUUGUGCAAGCUCUUGCAGAAGUGCAAGCUUUGAAAGCUGCUAUAAAACCUAUUAAUAGUACUAGGCAAAUUAUUGUGCAAGCAUUUGCAGAUCAGCACAAGUGAUUAUUUUUCUUAUGUUCAUGUUUUUUUGGAUUCAAUCCAUAUGUUUGAAGUGAUAAUGAGGAAUGUUAUAGCCAGUGCUUUUUUUCUUUUUUUAAGUAAAAAAUGAGGUGCCAGUACUCAUAUGUUGGCAAAAGUACUGUGGGUGCCAGCACAAAAUAGUUGACAUGGGCAGCAAAAAAAAAAAAAAAAGUGAUGGUACCGUCAUAAAAAAGCACCGGUUACAGCUGUGAUUUAUGUGUGUGGUGAUUACGCAUUCACAUAGGCAAGUCAUUCCUCCAAAUGAUGAACAAGUUUCUGAAAGCUGAUUCAUACAAUGUAAUUUUCAGACAUGGAGUGACUCUUAUAAGAAACUCAAGAGACUCAAUACAGAUGAAAACACAUUUUGUGAGUAGUUCAUAAUCAUCUGGAUAAUUUGCUGUUCAAAAUUUCAUGUAAAGCAACAUUCCAGAAUCUUGGCUGCAGGUUUACAAGAUUAUCUAGUACCAAAAUUGCACAUAGUAACCUUUCACAAGGCAAUUUUCAGUAUUAAUCCAGUCUUGUGAAUCAAUAAUUUUAUCAAUUAAAAAUAAAAAAGCCAAAUGUCCAGAAAAAAACUUUCAGACAUUGAUCAGGGUUAAGCAUAUUGGUGAUAUAAACUUUCUGUAUAUAACUUUUCCAAAGUACAGUUUGUGGGAAAUCUGCCUUAAAAGGCUAGCUUCAUAUUAUUCAUGCAUCCAUUGUCACCACUGGAAACAGUGCUUUGUGAUUUCAGUUUCAUGAGGGAGUCCUCGUGAUUAGGGAUUAUUGCUGCUUUUGUAAAUUGCAACUUUACAUUUUGUUCACAUAAAUUUACAACAAAUUUAUAUAUUAGAAAUAAUUUUGCUAAGAGGUGGACUUUUUAAAAAUAAAAUAAAAUUCAGUGCGCCAUCAGUACUUAAAUGCAAAUGGAAACAAAAUUGGAGCCUCUAUUUGCAAAUUUUGUAUAAUAUUUAAUACUGAUCCAGUAACUAUUUAUCAUGAAACCUUUGCAAAUAUUCCUUAUGCCCCACUAAAGGCCCUGUAAAUCAUCCCACCACAAAUAAUUGUGUACUGUAUUUAGAUUUUAAUAACAUAUUUGGUCAUCAAAAGUAUUUUGAUUCAUAUACAUAUUAGCAGUUAUUAGUUGACCUUUUUUUAAAAAGCACCUUGGUGUCUUUAUAGUGGAAGCAUAUGUAGUCGUAUAGUGUCAUUUAUUGCAGUUUUGUACAGUACUUGAGUAUAGUGCAUAACUAGAUAUUGCAAAGUUUAACACUGUUUAAAUAUUUCUAAAACAAAUUUUAAAUUACCUUAAGAGGUGGAAACACACACACACAAUCAAAUGAUAUUUUCAUUUGCUGUUUUAUUUUCGGUAUUGUUUUGUUUUCAAUUAAUGUGAUUUUGGUCUUUACUCUGCAUGACAAAUAUUGAUGGCAAGGUUACAUAUGCAUUUAAGUGAUUAGAACAAAAAGGUGAGAUGGAUCUUUUGACAUUAAUAGUUCAAUCCUUUACAUGUAUACUCAGAAAUAAGCCCCACUGAGUUCAGCAGGACUUACUUCCAGGUUACCAUAUAUUGGGUUGCAGCCUAAAUCAAGUAAGGUGAUUUACAAUGAGAAAAGGUUGAAAGGAUGCAACAUUACUGCCCCAAGGUAUAUACAUUUAAUCCCCUUUAAUGAAUUCAUCGUCUUCAUUAUCAGAGUUGGAAAUAUGAGCACUUUAUUUGAAACAUUAAAAUAGAAAAUUCUUAUUUUCAUAUCUAUUUAUAUAUAAUGUAGAGCCGUGUAAUACAGAAAUGUCUGCAAUAGUGUGAUAAAGCUGUAUAAGGU
Molecule: messenger RNA, 5584 nt
Organism: Rhineura floridana
Lineage: Eukaryota; Metazoa; Chordata; Lepidosauria; Squamata; Rhineuridae
Gene: GABRA2
Product: gamma-aminobutyric acid type A receptor subunit alpha2
Exons: 10
Coding region: 405-1772 (455 amino acids)
Biological process (GO): synaptic transmission, GABAergic; regulation of postsynaptic membrane potential; chloride transport
Cellular component (GO): dendrite membrane; GABA-A receptor complex; neuron projection
Molecular function (GO): GABA-gated chloride ion channel activity; inhibitory extracellular ligand-gated monoatomic ion channel activity; GABA-A receptor activity
Source: RefSeq, a predicted model, not a curated record